Sturnus vulgaris (Common starling) is the source of this 778-nucleotide messenger RNA. RefSeq names its product translocase of inner mitochondrial membrane 29 (gene TIMM29). Gene Ontology annotation, cellular component: TIM22 mitochondrial import inner membrane insertion complex. The record is from RefSeq and is a predicted model, not a curated record. NCBI's taxonomy places the organism in Eukaryota, Metazoa, Chordata, Aves, Passeriformes, Sturnidae. Gene Ontology annotation, biological process: protein insertion into mitochondrial inner membrane.
AUGGUUCCGCCCGAGCCGUGUGUCACCCCGUCCUCGUCCCCCCCCGCCCCGCGGCGCCGCCGCUUUGGUUCCGCUGCCCUCCCCCGGUGCGGGGCCCGUCCGGUGAUGGCGGCGGCGGCGGCCGGGCCGGGCCGCGGGCUCUGGGGCCGCCUGGGGGACACCCGGCUCGCCCGCUGGCUCCGGGCUCUCCUCCAGGAUUACUCCAGCUCUCUCCGCGAAGCCGCAGCCGGAGCCCGGCGCCGCCCGGGGCUGAGCGCGGCCACCUUGCUCGCCCUGGGGCUCGGGGCCAGCUUGGCCAGCACCGUGCCCGACCUGGACUCGCUGGAGAGCGCAGCGGUGGCCGCUGGGGCGACCCUGGGCCAGCUCCCUCCGAGCUCUCGUAGCCCCCGCUCCGAGCGCCACGUCCUGCGGCUGCUGCGGCUGCGGGAGCGGGGCCGGAUCCGCGUCCGAAAUUUGGGGUUGGUGGCCGUGGCCGGUGCCGACCCCCACGGCAGCGACCCCGCGCUCUACUCGGCGAGGUGCCCGCACCUCCGCCCGAGCAUCUGGGACAUGGGCGAGCUGCUGGAUUUGGGUUUUUUGGGGCGCUGGUGGAUGCUGAGAGAAGCGCUGCGGGAUUGCGACAUCAACGAGGAGGAAUUCGGGCACCUCCCGGAGAGGCUGCGGGGACUCGAGCGGAGUCAGCUCCGCUCCGAGAACAACGAGCGCCUGCACCGGGAGCGGCUCCGCGCCGUGGUGCUGAGCGAGGCCGAGAUCGGCGGCGAGCGGGGCUGAGGGGACC